This is a messenger RNA of Penicillium cosmopolitanum, 801 nucleotides long. Its product is annotated as complex I 24 kDa subunit family protein. The transcript has 3 exons. Gene Ontology annotation, molecular function: NADH dehydrogenase activity. The coding region runs from base 1 to 801 and encodes 266 amino acids. The record is from RefSeq and is a predicted model, not a curated record. NCBI's taxonomy places the organism in Eukaryota, Fungi, Ascomycota, Eurotiomycetes, Eurotiales, Aspergillaceae.
AUGGCCUCGAAACUGUUCCCCGUUUCGCGCGCCACUCGCGCCCUGCGCCAAUUCCCUACUCCUACCCCCUACAGAUCCUUUUCCGCCGCUCCCCAACGGUGCAGCGAUGUCCUGAUGAUCCACCGCAACAAGCCGACCAACAACCCUUCCCUUCCCUUCAAGUUUUCCGACCAGAACCUCACGCUUGCCGAUGAGAUCCUCAAGCGCUACCCUCCCCAGUACAAGAAAGCCGCCGUCAUGCCCCUCCUGGAUCUCGGCCAGCGUCAACACGGCUUCACCAGCAUCAGCGUCAUGAACGAGGUUGCCCGCAUGCUCGAGAUGCCCCCCAUGCGUGUUUACGAGGUUGCAACUUUCUACACCAUGUACAACCGCGACCCCGUCGGCAAGUACUUCUUGCAGAUCUGCACAACCACUCCCUGCCAACUCGGCGGCUGCGGCAGCGACGCCAUCGUCAAGGCCAUCAACGAGCACCUCGGCAUCACCCCAGGCCAUACCACCGAGGACGGUCUCUUCACCUACAUUGAGGUCGAGUGCCUCGGCGCCUGCGUCAACGCCCCCAUGGUCCAGAUCAACGAUGAUUACUACGAGGACCUGACCCCCGAGUCCAUCAAGACCCUCUUGACCGCGCUCAAGGACUCCGCCUCCACCACCGGCACCAAGGUCCCAGCCCCCGGCCCUCUGAGCGGCCGCGGCACCUGCGAGAACAGCGCCGGCCUGACCAACCUGGCCGAGCCCCCUGUCUGGAACCCGGAGACGAUGAUGCGCAAGGACAACGCCCUGGACGAGCAACCGCAGCAAUAG